GUAAAUGUUAGCAUUUGGGUGGCGUGCAGUUAUCCACUAACCACAGGGUCACAGAAGAAUACAUGCAGCCGUGCCGCAAGUGUUGGUUGGACCAUGUGACUGAGGUCUUUUUUUGAUGCUGAGGGGACGAGAGAGAGGGAGCGAGAGAGAGAGAGAGAGAGAGAGAGAGAGAGAUGGACAGACCUUCAACAGAUGCUGCAGCGGAGCGGACUAAAGCAGGAAGAGGAGGAGAAGAAGACACAUCUGCUUUCCAUUUUUUCAAAAGCAAGACAGGUGACAUUUGCUUUGAAGCUGCGGUUCGUCACCUGAACCGAGAUGCAUUUUCCUCGCUGAAGGGACUCAAACAAAGAUGGAGAACGUGUCUGAUCCCGGCAUGCUCUCCCCGGUGCUGUGCGAAGAGUCGGUGGACUACUACCUCUCCUCCGGCAACCGCACCGACCUGAACUGCACCCCUCCCGCCGAGUUCAACUUCUACACCGACCUGUACGUCAUCCUGCCCGUCAUCUACUCGGUCAUCUGCGCCGUGGGCCUGACGGGCAACACGGCGGUCAUCUACGUCAUCCUCAAAGCGCCCAAGAUGAAGACGGUCACCAACAUGUUCAUCCUCAACCUGGCCAUCGCCGACGACUUGUUCACGCUGGUGCUGCCCAUCAACAUUGGCGAGCACCUGCUGCACCACUGGCCCUUUGGCGAAGUCCUGUGCAAGGUCAUCCUGAGCAUCGACCACUACAACAUCUUCUCCAGCAUUUACUUCCUGACCGUGAUGAGCGUGGACCGCUACCUGGUGGUCCUGGCCACCGUCAGCUCCAAACGCAUGCCGUACCGCACCUACCGGGCGGCCAAGAUCAUCUCCCUGUGCGUGUGGCUGCUGGUCAUCCUCAUUGUGAUGCCGUUCAGCGUGUUUGCCGGCGUGGACGUCCGUCCCAGCGACGGCAGGAAGAGCUGCGUGCUCAGCUUCCCCGCCCCGGAGAGCUCGUGGUUCAAAGCCAGCCGCAUCUACACCCUCAUCCUGGGCUUCGUCAUCCCCGUCUCCACCAUCUGCAUCCUGUACACCGUCAUGCUCUACAAGCUGAGGAACAUGCGCCUCAACAGCAACGCCAAAGCGCUGGACAAAGCCAAGAAGAAGGUCACCGUCAUGGUCUUCAUCGUCUUGGCCGUCUGCUUGUUCUGCUGGACGCCCUUCCACCUCAGCACCAUCGUGGCGCUGACCACCGACCUCAGAACCACGCCGCUGCUCAUCGGGAUCUCCUACUUCAUCACCAGCCUCAGCUACGCUAACUCCUGCCUCAACCCUUUCCUCUACGCCUUCCUGGACGACAGCUUCAGGAAGGCCUUCAAGAAGAUGUUGGAAUGUCGACCGGCCUGAACGGAUAGUACUCCGAGAUUUGUGGUCGUUGUUGCAGGAACAAAGGAUGGUGUCCACGUCCUGAUGUCAACAAAUCAUGGACAACAUUUUCCACAAUGCUAGUUGGUGCUAGCUGACGGAACGUUUGUCCUUCCCAAUCCGACCUAUUGUCUAAUGAGAUCAUUCCCAAAUGGACAGAACAUACUGGAAUAUCAUAUUUCUAUAAAACCCAACAUAAGUACUGAUGCUGUGUACUGAUGUGUACAUAUACCUGAUGUACACAGGCAUGGGAAAGGAGGGCUACUUAUACUACUUGUACUACUACUGUACAUGUAAAGUACUGUAUGUUAUGUUACGUAUACAUUGCCUUAAGUUUUAAGUGUGAGCCUUUGUUGCCUCCCCCCCGACCUUGACCCUGACCCCCACCCCCACCCCCACCCCCGAUAACCACAGACCUCCAUUACAGUUAAAAAACAAGGAAGCCAUGCAAAAUCCUUGAAGGGGUAAACAUUUUAUGAAUGACAUAACAUGAAACAAAAUACUACGCCAUAUUACUACAUAUUACUACAAAUUAUUUGUUUAAAAUAUUCAUAUUUUUAACUUAAACUAAGCAAUUUCAGCUUCACAGUAAUCAUUAAAUGUGGGCUAAAAAAAAAAAAAAAAAAAAACAGGACUGCACGGUGGUCGAGUGGUUAGCACGCAGGCCUCACAGCUAGGAGACCAGGGUUCAAUUCCACCCUCGGUCAUCUCUGUGGGGAGUUUGCAUGUUCUCCCCGUGGGUUUUCUCCGGGUACUCCGGUUUCCUCCCACAUUCCAAAAACAUGCUAGGUUAAUUAGCCACUCCAAAUUGUCCAUAGGUAUGAAUGUGAGUGUGAAUGGUUGUUUGUCUAUAUGUGCCCUGUG
This is a messenger RNA of Doryrhamphus excisus (bluestripe pipefish), 2248 nucleotides long. Its product is annotated as neuropeptides B/W receptor type 2-like. The record is from RefSeq and is a predicted model, not a curated record. Gene Ontology annotation, molecular function: neuropeptide binding; neuropeptide receptor activity. NCBI's taxonomy places the organism in Eukaryota, Metazoa, Chordata, Actinopteri, Syngnathiformes, Syngnathidae. Gene Ontology annotation, biological process: neuropeptide signaling pathway. Gene Ontology annotation, cellular component: plasma membrane; neuron projection.